This is a messenger RNA of Trematosphaeria pertusa, 1244 nucleotides long. RefSeq names its product glycoside hydrolase family 5 protein. Gene Ontology annotation, molecular function: hydrolase activity, hydrolyzing O-glycosyl compounds. Gene Ontology annotation, biological process: glucan catabolic process. NCBI's taxonomy places the organism in Eukaryota, Fungi, Ascomycota, Dothideomycetes, Pleosporales, Trematosphaeriaceae. The coding region runs from base 4 to 1173 and encodes 389 amino acids. The record is from RefSeq and is a predicted model, not a curated record. The transcript is spliced from 5 exons.
GGCAUGAUUGGGUUUAAGAGCGCGGUGAGCUUGGGUCUCGCUGCUGCUGUUGGGGUGUUGGUGGGCGGAGGGAGCGCGGAGAUUAUAUAUGCGGGGGUGAACUCUGCGGGCGGCGAAUUCGCGCAGCAAAACCUCCCCGGCGCCUUCGGCAUCGACUUUCAGUUCAUUAACGAGACGGCAAUCGACUUCUUCCUUGCCUCGGGCGUAAACACAAUCCGUAUACCGUUCCUUCUGGAGCGCAUGUGCCCUCUCGAGACUGGCUUAGGAGCAACGUUUAACGAGACGUACUUCGAGUUUCUGCAAGACGCGGUGACUUACAUCACCAUGAAAGGCGGAUACGCGAUUCUAGAUGCUCAUAACUAUAUGCGCUACAACGACCCGUCGAUGCAACCCCAAUCCGGCUCCAUCAUCGGGAACUCGUCCGACCCUAAAGCCGCCAGCACCGAAGACCUUGCAGCCUUCUGGGGCGAACUCUCCAAGCGCUUCAUGACCAACCCCAACGUGAUAUUUGGCAUCAUGAAUGAGCCGCAUGAUAUGCCGACGAGUUUGGUUCUGCAGAACGAUCAGGCGAUGAUCGAUGCAAUUAGGCAGGCCGGAGCACAGCAGAUGAUUCUCGUGCCGGGAAAUGGGUUUACGGGCGCACAGAGAUGGCUUAAUGUGACUUGUAGUCAGAAUUGCACACCAAAUGCAGAAGUCCUCACCGCCAUAACCGACCCCAUGAACAACUUCGCGUUCGAUAUGCAUCUCUAUUUCGACAACGACACCUCCGGCACACACGAAGAAUGUACCCUCGCCGCCCCCAGCAACCUCGCCCCCGUAACCGCCUGGCUGCGCGAAAACAACUACACAGCCAUGCUUACCGAGUUCGGCGCCGGCGUAAACCCAACCUGUUUCGAAACCCUCAACAACACUCUGACCUUCAUGGAGCAGAACCCGCAGUUCAUCGGGUGGACGUACUGGGCGGCAGGGCCCCUGUGGGGAGACUAUUUCUUGAGCGUGGAACCGGAUGAGGGCCCGCAGGCGAAUUCGACGUGGCCGGAGGUGCUGGAGCCGCAUAUAACGGCGUACCAGCCGAUGCAGCGGUGUGGCGUGAGUAGUAGUAGACAGGGCGGGCUGGUGGAUGAUGUGGCUAAGGUGCUGGAGGGAUGUUUGGGACUUAGACUACCGGGCUGAUGAGAGGGUUUUUGGGGGGAAGGGGGUGCGGAAGUUGGAUUCCGGACAAUGGAGCUUCGGUGUAUAAUCCC